AUGAGCACCCCCGACCGAAACAGAGACCGAGAGAGCGACCGUCAAGCUGUGGACGACGACGCCCGGAUCAACGAGUUGGUGAAUGAGAGGGUUACAGCGAGACUGGCCGAGAUUACAAGGCAACAAGACGAGCAGCAGCAAAGGACAGAUCACGUCCGGAGCGCGAACGACCACGAGACACGCCACCAGCAACAUGCGGGGCGACCGUCGGCCGGCCCGUCCGCAGACGACAUCGCCCGUACUCUCGCCGACGCCCUGACCAGCCGUCAUCAGAUAUCACUAGCAGAAACAGUAUUUUUGGAAGAAUAUCUUCAACAAGAAGACCAGCAGCGCCAGUGCCAGCGCCAGCGCGUCGUCAUGGUCGUGCUCUACUGCAGCAAGAGCAGAGGCGUGCUGCCAGGGCCAUGCCGUCGUACAACCGAGAUUUGAAGUCGUUCGCCGGAGAGGGGAGCAACAACAAUGCCCCGAUGAUGGACCCUGUCUUCGUCCCCGCCCUCGCCGCCCCCCUCAGGUCCUGAAGCGCGCGUGGUCAGCCGUGAAGAAUCCGUUUGCCAGGACAAGAUCUGCGUCUUGCCGGGCUAUGGAGUGGUUCGGCGGCACUCUUCCCUUCGACAUGAUGACCUACUUCGAGUUCAUGACGCGUUGGGUUUCUUUGCGAAGUUUUUCUGCCCGUUUUUCAGUUCAAGCAGUACCUUGAUCAUCCAGAUGGAGAGCAGGUUCCCCCUCUACUGUUUGCGGGAGGGAUGGGUGGACAAAGAGAGAGGGAGGCGAAGCAUCCACGUUUUGCGAGGGUACAUUCAGUCCGUUUGAAAAGUGUAAAGUUAUUUCUCUUUGGGGCUUAGAGUGCGAUGGGGCCAGUAUGAUCGUUUGCUGCCGCACGGUGGGGGUGACCAUGCGAUGCCCGGCAACAGAAGUGGGUGUACUGUAUGAUCUUGGCCCAUUAAGAACGACUCGUGCCUGCGAUGCCGGAUUAGUGCAAUGCUCCAGUUCGGAAUGCAUCGGCGUCCACCUCGCUUGUCGCAUCGAUGGUUCAGGCCCAAAAUGCUCCGCUGCAAGAUGUACAGAAGUCAAGUAGAUGUUCUAUAUAAAAAGAAUGAUCAAGUUCGGCGUGACGCUCAUUGUGGCAGGUGGGGAAAAGUUUCGUUAUCCUACGGUCGUGACCCGUCUUAGCUUCAACCCGCAUUCUUGAGCAAGGGUGAUGUGAAAAAAGCUGCUUCGAAAAUGUUCUACUUCUCUUUACGGUGGUCGAGUGAAUGUCAAAGAGCACAAUAAAAAAAUAUGUACUCCGGAGCAUCCAAUUCUUGCUUGUGUCAGGGCCAUACAGCAUAGCAGAUUCGCUCGAUUUUGAGGCCGGUGUCCCUACAAACAAAUGCCCUUCGACAUUCACCCUGCCACCAUGGUCUCGAGUGAAUCUCGAACGCGUAGCCUUUUGAGCGACGCGGACACACAACAAACGCCGAAAAACCGUAUUGUCCCUACGGAUAGCCUGGGAAUUGCUCCUCAUUUUCGAAGGUUCACCCGACUCAUUUCAAAAGGUCGUUGUUCGGGUUGAGUUGAUAGGAGAAUGGUGACAAGGAAUGGCCUGCACAUGUGGAACCGCUGCGUUGGUUUUUCUCUCUACAUGUGCUUUGAUCGAUCCUGUAUGCCAGGUAGUUGAACUGCGAGCAGAUUUGCAGAAUCCGCUCGCCGCUGCCCUUGGCAGCAUUUGGUCCUCUGUGACUUUGUCGGUACAAGACUCAUCAUCCUUUACCUGUCUGAGCAGAGUGCAUGGGUGAGGCUGAUCCUAAUCCUGGCACCGUGUGUUGUUUCGUGCUCGUGUUGGGGUGCAAAUCGUAUGAUGGGUUGGCGUACGGCUUACCAUCGGUGUGGCUUCACAAGCUUACGGUGCCCGCACUAGAGUUGUGAACAGGCGUUGGCAGACAGCUGAAGGGGAGGUAGAUUUCCGCCUGACAAAAAACGUUGCAAGUAGUGCACGGUGUGCAACCCUCUUCAGCGCAAUUUUUUCGAGAAAGAGACGCGAGCCCCGUUGAAUCUUCACUGAGAGUGUCCGCAAUGAGUAUUUUGUGAAGUCGCAACGACUUCCUUCAAGCAGUGGUUCUCGAUACUGUCCCUGUUGGGCGUGUCCUUCCACCUUUCGGCGGAAUGAAAAUUCUGCUCUUGGUUGUUGCAGGGUUCCGUUGGUCUCGAUGGAGGAUUUCACUACACAAGGCGGGGCUGGUUGGUAUGCGUGGUUUCCCCAUGGCUGUUAUGCCUUUGGCGACUUUCUGAAAAAAUCUCUGAUGAUGCCUGGACUAAAGUUCCGGCACCUCGCUUGGGAAUAUAGAUCACUUGAACACCGGACGAUUACCACCUGAGCAGGACGAAAGCAUGUCGUUGUCGCACAUGUAAAUUUGAGCUUCUACAUCCAUUCCAAUGGCUUAAAGGUCUAGUGCUGUUGGUGCAGGUUUGAUCGAAGAUCUCUCUUCCUGGCGCCAAAUAACUUCUGCACUGCGCUUCUCGCGCCGAAGCUGGAAUGUUCAGCCCCACCUUGGGGAUCUGGUCUACUUCCUGCCAAGCAAUAAUAUCGCGGUACACCCUGUCACUCACUCGCUGCUUCUUUGAGAUGCCCUAAAACCUAUUGGCGUCACCGGCAUUACCUGGCAGCCUGACGGGUUUCUCUACAAUAGUCACUGUAUUCUGUUCCCAUCCUCUGCCUCGACAAAGUGGUCGCGAAACUGUUGCUUCACGGCAACGCGCGAAGAGGGCAAUACAUCCGUGUUUCUUCGAGAGCCCGGCGCGGUGCCUUUCUUUGGAUCGAUUCGAUGAACCGCACGCAGAUCCUACAGUAUUCCGAACAUGGCCGAGUAACCCGAGAUGCAUUCAAGUUGUGAUCAAACAUGUGCACCAAUGUGUGAUGAGCGGGGUACGACCACCAGCAUGCUUUGUGCUGCAACAACCCGGGGUUCCGGGGCACAACAGAC
Messenger RNA from Ectocarpus sp. CCAP 1310/34, 2960 nucleotides. The record is from the annotation of a GenBank genome assembly. NCBI's taxonomy places the organism in Eukaryota, Phaeophyceae, Ectocarpales, Ectocarpaceae.